Aureobasidium namibiae CBS 147.97 is the source of this 762-nucleotide messenger RNA. RefSeq lists its product as uncharacterized. Lineage: Eukaryota; Fungi; Ascomycota; Dothideomycetes; Dothideales; Saccotheciaceae. The record is from RefSeq and is a predicted model, not a curated record. Bases 1 to 762 code for a protein of 253 amino acids. The transcript is spliced from 2 exons.
AUGUCUGCUCCAAAGCCAUCUUCCACUGGCACUGUCAAUCCUGCUGAGAAAUCCGAAGUUGGCGGCACUUCUUUCCUCGACCUGCCACUUGAGCUGCGUGAGAUGAUAUACGAUCUAUGCGUACCAAAGAAGCGGGGCACACAGUACUUCUGUUUGCCCGUCCAGCCUCAGUCCAAGCCUGUAGUGGUGGGAAUCGGCCUGUUGAGAUGUUCAAAACAAAUCUACAAUGAAAUCUCUCAGCGCUUGUGGCUCUGGAAAGCGAUCUGGCAAGUUUCCUUUGCGCACCCUCCUAAACAAGCGGAACUUAGUACCGUUUUAGACUGUUCACUUGCCAUGUCUAGUCUUCACGAUCUAGCGAUUGCAAAGAUUCAGGAUCUCCAUAUUAAAUUCAGCAUAAACACCAGUACCGAUGCGACGCUCAGAGUCUGUGGCUUGGAGGUACUGCUGAAGCUCAAGUCACUUUGGAUCCUUUCAAUCUUCAUCGAGUUGACGACCAGUCCCAAUGAUCCUCCAAUCAGAGGAGCGAGUGAUCUUGAGAACCUGCCCUUAGUCACCGGGCUCGUAAUUCGUGUCCUUUCACAUAUUCCCACCUCCAUUAAACACGUAGGAUGGCACAUCUACCAUGGGUCCAUCCCGAGGAGAAAGUAUUGCCCCUUCCUCCAGCACCUCGCCUCACAGUAUGAGUCUCUGAGAGGAUCGGCCUACGCAUCUCAACAAACACAAGCCCAAGCCCAAGGAGAUCUUGUCGACUACGGACGUUGA